Messenger RNA from Branchiostoma belcheri (Belcher's lancelet), 3037 nucleotides. RefSeq names its product receptor-type tyrosine-protein phosphatase alpha-like. Gene Ontology annotation, biological process: protein dephosphorylation. Lineage: Eukaryota; Metazoa; Chordata; Leptocardii; Amphioxiformes; Branchiostomatidae. Gene Ontology annotation, molecular function: protein tyrosine phosphatase activity. The transcript is spliced from 18 exons. The coding region runs from base 1 to 2004 and encodes 667 amino acids. The record is from RefSeq and is a predicted model, not a curated record.
AUGCACAUGAAACUAGCAGUGAUAGGAUCUAUCUUUAUUGAUGCCUUCGACAGGAGGCGAGCCGCUAGAAGGAAGGAUGCUCCUGCAGACGUUUCUCUGGCGGACUUAAGUCGUAUCCGUAAGAAGGGUAAAGACGCAGAGGAGGAGGAUGAUGAGCUGGAAGGAGCGGUCGGUCCUGGUGCGGAUCACGUGGAGGAGGUCAUCGUCAAACCGAAACGGAGAUCUGGCAAGAAGACAAAGUCACAGACGCCCAACUUCCAAGAGCCGAUCGCCCUGCCGGACCUGGAGGCUGAGUUUGACAGGAGGACCGCCAAUGAUAACCAGAUAUUCUCAGAGGAGUACUCGGCUCUUCCCGGCACCCUGGGGAAAGAACACGCAGAAGCGUACUACAGCGAUUUCAACACGGCAAAGAAUAGGUUCAAGAACAUCAUCACCUAUGACAGCGGACGUGUAAAGCUGGAACCCAUCCCUGGUGUAGACGGGUCAGACUACAUCAGCGCUUCAUACAUGGAUGGAUACCGAGUUCCACAGAAGUACAUCGCGGCACAAGGUCCUAUGCCGAACACAGUAGAUGACUUCUGGCGGAUGAUUUGGGACACCAAGGCUAAGAACAUCGUCAUGGUUACCAAUCUGAAGGAAAACAACAAGCAAAAGUGCACACAGUACUGGCCCGAGAGUGGCAAGAAGACUUACGGAGACAUUGGCGUGACGCUGGUUGACACUAUCCCCAUGGUUGAUCACGUAACACGGGUAUUUCUGGUUGGGAAGGAAGGUGCCCGUGCCAACCGUCAGGUCACCCAGUUCCACUUCCUCGGCUGGCCGGACUAUGGGCUGCCCAAGAGCCCCAUGGGAUUGCUGAAGUUCCGCAGGGCAGUGAUUACCAAAGCGGCACCCAAGGACAUUCCCAUCGUCGUGCACUGCAGUGCCGGUGUUGGCCGCACGGGGACGUUGCUGACGGUAGACGCCAUGUUGGAGAUGAUGCAGGCUGAAGAGAAAGUGGACGUGUUCGGGUUUGUCUCCAGGAUGCGGCAGAACAGGAGCACCAUGGUCCAGACAAAGGCCCAGUACGUGUUCAUCUACCGGGCCCUCCUGGAACAGUACCUGUACGGAGACACGGAGGUGGAAGUGGCGAACAUCCACCACUACAUGCACAAACUCAGGACCGAGCAGCCGGGCAAGGACAAGACGGGCUUCGAGAUAGAGUUCGGGAACCUGACCCGCCUGCCCGUGGAUCGUGCGAACAUGCGCGGAGGUAACCUGCCGGAGAACAUCUCCAAAAACAGAGUCCUGCAGAUUCUGCCGUACGAUACCAACCGGGUGUUCCUGCAGCACAAACCAGGCGUGAAGGGUUCUGACUACAUCAACGCGUCUUUCAUUGACGGCUACCGUGAGAAAGACGUCUACAUCGCUACCCAGGGCCCGCUGGCCCAGACUGUGGAGGACUUCUGGAGGAUGGUGUGGGAGUGGAACUCCUGCUCUAUCGUCAUGCUGACGGAGCUCAAGGAGAAAGGACGAAACGAAUGUAGCCUCUACUGGCCGGAGACAGGACAGACCACCUUCGGAGAAGUGGUGGUUUCAGCGCAGGGCGUGGAUACGUUCGGUGACUACGAUCUGCGUACAUUCACUGUAACACAUGCAAAGGAAGGCAAAGCCCGCACGGUGCAGCAGUUCCACUUCCACGGCUGGCCGGAAGUCGGUAGCCCUGACAACGCCUCCGGGAUGAUCGAUCUGAUUGGUCAGGUCCAGAAGCAGCAGCAGCAGUCUGGGAACGGACCAAUCACCGUGCACUGCAGUACUGGGUCUGGCCGCACGGGGACGUUCUGUGCCAUCAGCACGGUGCUGGAACGGGUAAAAGCAGAAGGGAUCUGUGACGUGUUCCAAGUCGUCAAGGCGCUCCGGCUGCAGCGGCCUCACAUGGUGCAGACAUUGGACCAGUACCAGUUCUGUUACCAGGCGGUUUUGGAGUAUCUGGACAGCUUUGAUCAUUACGCCAACUUCCGCUAGAGGGCGGUGCCAGUUCAAUCACGUGUCGAAAGUUUUUUGUUUUACAACUGUAACCAAUGAACCAUUUUGUUGAAAGAAUACCCAUGGCUUAAGUAAGCUUUUUGUCUACAUGCAAUCUCAAAGGAUGUUAAUUUGAUACUGUUCAAAUGUUUGUAAAUCUUGAGACUUUUGAGCAGAGUUUCCUCGCUAAUUUGUUGUUACUUUUAACGUUUUUAAAGUGUUCUAUAGGAAAUGUUUCGUCAUGUACUUGGAGGUAUUACAGUGAAUUGAUGCAAUUAUUAAUAUUUGAAUUUCUUAAUUUAGAAGACAAUCAGUUUAGUUUGUAUCUGAGAUGUAACAAGACAAUCAAGUUAAGAUAACCAGGCAAAAAAAGUAAUUGUACUAACGCAUAUAUCAGGAUGUUUGUUUAAAAUUACUAAUAAUGUCGCAAGUUUUGUGCAAUAUAGUCCAGAGUUAAAAUGUCGCUAUGCAGGACACCUGACUAAACUGAUACUUCUCACGUAAGAUUAUGUCAAUGCAACUAACAUAUGGACUUUCCAUGUAGACGACAAUAAUAAUGUUUGAAAUUACUACUAGGAUUUAACUUGCUAUACCAGAUAUUUGUCAAGUAGCCAGGAUCAGUUAUGGAAGCAUUUAUUUCGGUAAGAACAUAGACCACCCAUGUAAACAUGUAAGCAUUUUAUUAGAAUUUCUAGAAAUGCCUCAGAAAAUCUAAGAAAUUACGUAAAAGAGCAGUUAAUAACAGACUUUCAUAAUCAAGUUGUAGUUUGCUUUGUACAUGUAUACCUUUAUCACUGAAAUGCUUUCGAAAGUCCUAUGUCAGAUCUCCUUUUUACUCUUGUGAGGGAGCUAUAUUUUGGUUACCCCAAAUGAGGGUUUGCACUACGUGACACGUGUGCAAACCGACGUGAAAUGAGUAAGCUCACGUCGUGCAAACCCUCAUAUUCGGGUCCCAGUAUAUACCUGUGUGAGGCUUACAGACCAAGAAAAAUCCGUACCAAUGCACAUAAGGAGCCAAAACUGCACACAAAGA